AUGGCUGCCGCCGAUGUGUUGGUGUUUAAUCAACACGGGACGAAAUGCACAGAAUGGCCAGCUCCGAGGCGAUCAAGGGGAAAUGGUUGGGAUGAGCGCAGUCUGCAGGCCCGGCUGCAGCUUAUUUCUCGAGCUUGGAUCGUUCGUAGAGAGCAUCGUUCGUCCUCCACCUGCACAUCACAGCCGGGCAGACCACUAAUCGUGCCCAACCUGUUCCCGCGGUGGCUCUCUCGACAUCAUGCAAGACCUGCAGCGACCUCUUCUGUCUAUCAUGUCACAAAACCUCGCCACGCCGAUUCGCUUGCUCGCCGAGAUGCACCACGCGCCGAGUCUCAUCAGCCGUCCCCACACCCGGCCCAAUCGACGCAGCGCAGGCGAUCUCGAUCUAGCUUCCUCGACGAUCCGAUUCUCGAUGUAACAAUUGAUUUCACUUCUGAAGAUGGCUUUGUUCGCUGCAAAGGCAAGAAGAAUAAAAACAAAGGAGGGCACAACGGCAACGGCAACGCCAACAACCACAACAACAACCGGUCUGCGGAGGGGCCAUCCAAGGAAGGUAGCCAGAACCCCGAAGGAAAUGGCGGUGGGGAGCAGGGUGGUAGUGGUGGUGGUAAUGCAGGCCAGGGCGGAGCUGCAGGUGACGGGAGUAAUGCUGGUGGUGGCGGUGAUGGGGACAAGGAUAGUGACCGGGGUGCAAACAAUGACAACGCGGAACAUGAUUUGUCGGCGCCUCCCAAAGGCAGCGAAAAGGAUACCAAGACCAAAAAGGGCCCUGAGACCGAGUCUCCUCCUCCCGCAACCAACGCGAUCGACGACGACUCUCUUGACGACGUAAAUCUCAACGACGACGCUGGGAAAAAUUCCGAUUCUGGGUCGCACGCGCACGAGUCCAAGAGUGGGUUUGGGGCCUGGGGUAGUAAAUUUGUAUCGUUUGUUGGUGCUGCCGCCAGCGGAUCCUCGAGUGGUAACGAUGCCCAUACCGACGCUGGCGACAAAAGCAACAACCCCGAUAGCAAUCCUUGGACCGCCAGCGACUCAAUACACUCCAGCUCUCUAGCAUUUUUAGUCGCCGAUACCGAUGCGACACAGAGGAAGGCCCAUAACAAAGCAGAGGCCCCUCAUGAUGCGAUAGAUGAGGAUGAUGACCCGUGGGGAUAUCCAUCCAAGAAAAAGAGUAACAAGGUCAAUCGCGCACCCGGUUUCAGUGCUGCGCAUACGGCGCCAACAGUGAAUGACGACCUCGCCAAAGGCGACGUUGGAAAGACAAGCGACAAGAAAGCAAGCGACACAUCAGUUGAAGACCAAGUAAAACCAGAUCUCAUGCCGGUCAAGGGGGCGUCCAAGGCCGAGGAGAAAGAGGAGGGUUGGUCGUUCUGGGGACUUGGAAAGAAUAAAAAGAAAGCCGAGGAGAAUGUCAAGCAGUAUGAGCAACAAGUGCCCCCGCCGCCGCCGCCUCCCCCAGCGCCACCUCCACAAAUCGCAGCUCAGGAAGCAGCUCUUCUCCAGGAGAAUGUGUGGGACUCUGUCCCUGCCUCAAAGGAAAAGAAGAAGAAGAAGAGCGACAAACUAGCGCAGCCUGUUAUAUCUGUGCCAGCAGCUGAGCCUAAAUCUAGGCUUGAGCCUAAACUCGAAUCGAAGUCGAAGAUUCCACAGCCAGACGAGGAAUGGGGUUUCUCUGCCGCCAAAAAGACAGUCAAAAAGGAGAGGGAAGGGGAGAAGGACAAAGACAAAGAUAAGAAGAAGUCGAAACUUGCGACAUCUGACGAACCAAUUUCAGAAAAACCCUCAUCGCGUAUCCCUGAGCCUAAACAGAAGCGUCUAAAUGGCGACGAGCUUUUGGGAAACGCUGGUGCCAAAGACAGAGAAGGCAACAUUGACCCAGAUGAAGCAAAUGACUCAGCCAAAGGGAGGAAUUCCGACGAGAACCAAGAGGGCUGGAGUUUUUGGGGCUUCGGGGGUAAGAAAAAUGACUCUGUUACCGGGUCCGGCACGGAUCAACCAAGAGAAGGAUCGUCCAAGGCAGAUACGCAAAGCCCCAAGUCUUCUGGAGACCUCAUCGAAGAGACGACAAUCAAAAAGGACAGAGACAGGGACAAAGACAAGGAUCAGGAUAAAGACAAGAAGAAGAAGAAGAGUUCAACUUCUGACCCCUCCAAGGGUGAAUCCAAAUCCGCCAAAUCCAAGAACGAAGAAGAUGCCAAGAAGGACAAGAAGAAAGGAACCACCGAUUUGGUCAAGCUGGGCGCCCUAGACAACGCACCUGCAGAUGACUCUAACAACAUAGGACUGGACGGGGGGGACACAUUUGGUAGCGAAGGUUUCUUCGGCUCUUGGGGUAUCGGCAAGAGUGAUAAGAAGCGACGAGACGUUGACGAAUCGUCGUGGAAACCCGAUGUCAUUGAAGAGCCAACCGACCGCACCUCGGCCCAGGACAAGAAGAAGUCUAACUUCAGGGGUGACCCUGUUGAGGUUGUGGAUGAGACCACCGGUGAGAUUGUCCUGCCUGACGCCGUAGAGGAGGUUAGGAGUAGCAAGGUCGAAGGCGUCGACAGCUAUGUCUGGACAAAGUCCAACAAGGCAAAGUCGAAAUCUCGGAAUGAGGCCUUAGCUGAUCCACCUCCCCGUGCUCCCACUCCCCCUUCAAUGCACCUUACUGAACCUGAAGAUGAAGCAGGAGAUCCCCAUGCCGCCGCGUCAAAGCUCAAGCCGAAUGACAAGGAAGCGGAUAGGGCGCUAUCUAGGAUACCAAGGCUGACCGACAAAGACCUCAAGAAGCUCGAGAAGGAAAAGAAGAAGGCCGAAAAGACCGACAGGGAAGCCAAGGAAGCCGACGAACGAGCCCGUCAAGAAGAAGAGCAAAGGGCACAAGAGCUUGCCGCUCGUGAGGCAGCAGAGAAAGCCAGACUCGAGGAGGAAGCUGAGGCUGCUGAGGCUGCCAAAGAGGAGGAGGAAAUGUCUGCCUUGAAUACGAAGAAGGCCAGGCGGGGCAAGUUAAUCAGGAAAGAUCAAGAAAGACUUACACUCCUGGAAGAGAAUGCCACUAUCCGAGCCGAGAAACGAGCUGCGCGGGAAGCCAAGGCACGGGAAGACGAGGAACGGGCCGCCCAGGAGCAAGCAGCACGAGAGGCUGAGGAGCAAGCAGCUCGGGAAGCCGAGGAGCAAGCAGCACGCGAAGCAGCAGAACAAGCAGUCAUCAUAUCUGAAGAGCAAGCGGAAAUGAAGGCAUUGCUCACGAAAAGGCUCAAAAAGGGCAAGCUGCCUAAAAAGGAGGAAGAAAGACUCGUCCGUCUCCAGGAAAACGCCUCGAAACGCAAAGAACGUGCCGCUCGCGAAGCGCAAGACAAAGCCUCAAAGGAGGCCGAAGUGCAGCAAGAGGCAGACGAGCCGCAGGCCGAGCCUGAUGAAGAACCUGAAGACACCAAGGCUGCAGCAGCCGAGGCGGUAGAACGUGAAAGCGACCACGAAGAGCAUAAACAGCAAGCCGCACGUGAGGCUGAGGAACGUGCUAUCCGCGAAGCAGAAGAGCGCGAAGCAGCCACCAUCAAAGAGGAGGAGACUGAAAUGACAGCGUUGCUGGCAAAGAAAGUCAAAAGGGGCAAGCUCCUUAAAAUGGAAGAACAAAGACUUGUUACCCUCCGAGUGAACGCCGCAAAACGAGAGAAAGAACGAGCAGCACGCGAAGCGGACCGAGUAGCACAAGAAGCCGCACGAGCAGCCGAGGAAAAGGAGCGUGCCGCUCGAGAAGCGGAAGAGCAAAUUGCUCGCGAAGCUGAAGCUGCUGCCCAGGAAGCCGCCCGCCAGGAGGAAGAACGCGCUCGUGAAGCUGAGGAACAGGCCGCCACCAUCGUCAAAGAAGAAGAGGAACUGGCCGCUUUAAUAGCAAAGAAGGCUAAAAAGGGCAGUAAACUCCUUAGGAAAGACGAAGAAAGGCUCGCUACACUUCAGAAAAAUUCUACAAAGCGGGCAGAUGAGCGAGCAGCCCAGGAAGCUGAGCAAGCCGCCCGUGAAGCAGAAGAGCUUGAGCGUGAAGCCAAGGAACAAGCUGCUGCUAUUGCAAUAGAAGAGGAGGAACUCGCCGCCCUAGAACUCAAGAAGAGUAAAAGAGCUGGCAGACUCCUUAGGAAAGACGAAGACAGGCUGGCUAUCCUUCAAGCUAGCGCUAAAAAGCGAGCGGACGAGCGAGCUGCCCAAGAAGCUGAACAGGCUGCCCGGGAAGCACAGGAGCAAGCCGAGCGCGAAGCCGAACAGGCGGCCAAGGAAGCUGAAGAACGGGCUGCCCAGGAGGCCGCAAAGGCUGCAGAGGCUGCUGCAAUUGCCAAAGAAGAGGCAGAAAUCGCCCAAUUAAUCGAUAAGCGAGAUAAUUCCUUUUUGGGCAUCAAUAAGUCGGGAGAGCAAAGGUUAAAGCUCCUCCAGGAGAAGGCCAAAAAGCGGACUGAAGAACAAGCCGCCCGUGAAGCAGCUAUCGAAGCGGAGCGAGCCAAGGAAGAAGCUGAGCGUCUCGCUCGUGAAGCCGAAGAACAGGCCGCUCGUGAAGCUGAGGAAGCAGCCAAGGAGGCCGAGCGGGCAGCCAAGGAAGCCAAGGAGCGAGAAGCUCGAGAGGCCAGGAAGGCUGCCGCCAUUGCUAAAGAGGAAGAGGAGCUAGCUUACCUCCUCGACAGGAAGGCCAAGGCUUUCAAAGGGAAACGUCCAAAUUCUCAAGAAGAAAGACUAAUCGACCUUCAAGCCAACGCCACGAGACGAGCUCAAGAGAAGGCAGCUCGCGAAGCCGAAGAACAGGCAGCUCGCGAAGCGGAGCAGGCAGCCAGAGAAGCUGAACAAGCAGCUAAAGAAGCCGAAGAACUUGCCGCCCAAGAAGCAAAGAAACUCGCCAUAAUUGCGGAAGAGGAGAAGGCAUUGGCACUAUUGCUUGAGAAAAAGGCCACUUCAAAGCUUUCAUCUAAAGGAGAAGAAAGGCUCAAAAUACUUCAGGCCAAGGCUGCAAAACGGGCGGAGGAGAAAGCUGCUCAGGAGGCCGAAGAACAAGCUGCUCGGGAAGCUGAGCAAGCAGCUAAAGAAGCCGAAGAGCAAGCCGCCAAGGAAGCAGAAGAGGCUGCCGCAAUCGCCAAAGAGGAGGAAGAACUGGACUAUCUUCAGAAGAAGAAAGCUCGAUCAUAUAAAGGUCAACUGCUAAAUGGAGCAGAAGAGAGAUUGGUCGAACUCCAGGCUAACCACCAACGGCGUGCCGAUGAAAAGGCAGCUCGAGAAGCUGAAGAGCAGGCUGCUAGGGAAGCUGAAGAGCGAGCCGCCCGGGAGGCUGCCGAAGCUGCCGAGAUCGCUGCUGAAGAGGAAGAACUUGCCCUCUUACUGAAAAAGAAGACUAGUUCGUCCAAAAGCCUGUCAAGUAAAUCAGAGGCAAGGCUGGCUGAACUCCAAGCCAAUGUCCAACGGCGUGCCGAUGAAAAAGCAGCCCGAGAAGCCGAGGAACAGGCUGCUAGGGAAGCCGAAGAGCGAGCUGCUCAGGAAGCUGCCGAAGCUGCAGCGAUUCUUGCAGAAGAGGAAGAACUUGAUUAUCUUUUGAAAAAGAAAGCCAGUUCACACAAGGCUCUGUCAAGUAAAACAGAGGCAAGGUUAAAUGAACUGCAGGCUAACGCCCAACGACGCGCCGAUGAAAAAGCAGCCAGAGAAGCUGAAGAGCAGGCUGCUAAGGAAGCCGAGGAGCGAGCUGCUCAGGAAGCCGCUGAAGCUGCUGCAAUCGCUGCUGAAGAGGAAGAACUUGCCCUUCUGCAGAAAAGGAAAGCUGCUUCAUACAAAGGCCUGCCAAGCAAAUCAGAGCAAAGGUUGAUUGAACUGGAGGCCAACGCAGCAAGACGGGCUGAAGAGAAGGCUGCUCGAGAAGCUGAAGAACAGGCUGCUCGAGAAGCUGAGGAAGCAGCCAAGGAAGCCGAGGAACAGGCCGCUCGGGAAGCAAAGAAGGCUGCUGAGAUUGCCGCAGAAGAGGAAGAAUUGGCUCUUUUACUUAAGAAGAAGACCAGUUCGUUCAAAAGCUUGUCGAGUAAAUCAGAGCAAAGGUUGAAAGAAUUGCAAGCAAAUGCGGCAAAGCGAGCGAAAGAGAAGGCUGAUCGAGAAGCUGCAGAAGCUGCAGAACAGGCUGCUCGAGAAGCUGAGGAAGCAGCCAAAGAAGCAGAAGAGCGGGCCGCUCAGGAGGCCCUAGAAGCAGCUGCAAUCGCUGAAGAAGAGGAAGAAAUAGAGCGACUCCUUGACAAGAAGCACAACUCAUUUAUGGGCUUAUCAAGCAAAUUAGAGCAGCGACUGAACGAGCUCCAGGCGAAAGCUGCAGAGAGAGCGGCCCGUAAGGCCGAAGAACAGGCUGCAAUCGAAGCAGAGCAGGCUGCCAAGGAGGAGGCCGCAAUUGCCGAAGAGGAAAAAGAAGUAGCCGACCUGCUUCGUAAGAAGGAUAAGAAAGGUAAACUAUCGAAGAAAGACGGCGAACGAUUGUCUCAUCUUCGAGCCAAGGAGGCCAAGAGGAAGGAAGAGCAAGCCGCGCGGGAAGCUGAGCUGGCUGCCAACGCCAAUCAAGAUAGUGAAGACGAUAGUGAUGAAGCGGCUGAUGAUGCUAACGACAAUGAUGACGACGAUGUCGACGCUGAUGACGACAAUGAUAUUGAUGCCGAUGACGACGAAGAAGCCAUUCGAGCGGCCGAAGAAGAACAAGCUGCCCGUGAGGCCGAGGAGCAAGCUGCCCGCGAAGAAGAAGAGAGGGCAGCUCGAGAGGCCGAAGAGAAGGCUGCUCUCGAGGCUGAAGAGGCCGCGAGGAAAUUGAAGAAGAGCUCCAAGAAAGACAAGAAGGAAAAGGACGACAAGAAGGAUAAACGAGACAAGAAGGACAAGAAAGACAAGAAGUCUCGGGAUCUCCCAUCCGAAGGCGAGGCAGAGCCGAGUACAGAGCAGAAAGCGGAGACAGGGGCCAAGCCAGAUCCUGACUUUGACAUGAGCCCUGCCGAGAUAGAGGAGCUACUUGCACCUAAAGAAACGGGCGCGGCGGGCGCGUUCAGCUUCUGGGGUCUCGGCGGCAGCUCCAAAAAGCCAAAGCCACAAGAGGAACCAGAGACAAGAUCAGCUGAUAAUGCAUCUCAAAAAUCCUCGGAACAGCCACGCUCUCUGGGCGGCAGAAUCGCUAUCGGCCUCAAGGCUUUCCAAGAAGCACCGGAAGAAGUAGCUCGUCCCACCCUCCCACCAUCCCCACCACCAGCAUCAGACUCGGAUAACGAAGUGAAACCCGCGGAUCGAUAUGGAAGAAAAGCGGCAGAUGAUGAACGAGUGGCCAAGAAAGAACUAGCAGCUAACGUUGAACAGGCGGUCGAAGAUUUGCAGUAUGGAGAUGACGUGGAAGAACCACCUGUCACCAAGAAGGAGUCCUCACGAGAAGAUCGUACCAGGAGAAGGAAAAAGGCUGAAGAGCCGAUCAUCGCACAAGACAGAGACCUGCCUAGGAGGCAUCGGAGAGAGUCGGAUGUUCCAGGCACGUUCCCUGACGAUGAUGAUGAAAACGAGAUAAUUGCCAUCGUCGACGAAGCACCAAGGAAGGAGAGGAAGAGUAAGAAACGCCGACCAAGAGAGGAGGAUAUAGUGGUACCGCCCCCUCCUCCGCCAAUGGCCCCGAUGCCUCCUCCCCCUCCUCCUGCUCCGCCUGCAGUUCCCGAUCCGCCUUUGACGCCGCCGCCGGAGCCGAAGUCAUCCAGGAAAGAAAGGUCGAGAUCUAGCCGAGAAAAGGAAAAAUGGCCAGCGGUGGAAUCCCCUCCUCGCAGAGAAAGGGAGGAGAAGAGAUCGUCAAAGCACAAGUCAGAAAAGUCUUCCAGACGAGCAGUGGAAAAGACAUCUUCCAGGGACUCCGCUUCAGAGAGGGUAGAACAACUGGACAGACCACCCAGGUCCUCGAGGCACAGACUCAGAUCAAUGUCUACACAAGAAAAGGAGAAGCGGCCAUCUGGUAUGAAUGGUAGCAGCAAGCCUUCCAGGAGACAUUCCAUUGGCAAUCACGGUCUUGCUUCUCCACCUCCAGAGGAAGUUCCCGACGUAACGUCAAAGGCGGCUAAAAUUCUCGGUUUCGACAAGUCAAGCUCAAAGAGAAGAUCUCGCAAGACGAACCUCCAGGAGGAUGAGGACAUUAUUAUGACGGGUGCUCUCGACGCCGAUGUCCACGUGGCUCAGCCGCAUGAAAGACAUCGAAGCGCAAGAUCUCGUGACGAGGAAUUCAUCACAACGGAUCCCCCAAGUCCCGAACAGACAGGCAGACGGCGAGGAGCCUCGCUCUCGAAGAAGACAGGAUUGUCUGGGCUUUUCAGCGGCUUCAUGACACCCAGAGCUUCUAAAGUUGAGACAGGUGUAGAGUUUGAUAUACCCGUGGUGGACACUGAUCGAGAAGGCCCACGGGUAUCAAGCCGAAAGACCAGGAAGACGGAGCGAGAAGCAGAGCGCCCUGCUGAUGACCGUGAACGGCGACGAAAGCGCAGAGACGACAGCGAGACUCGCAAGCUUGAAGAAAAGGAAGCUCGCCGCGAACGACGUGCCGCUCGUCAUCGCGAAGAAGAGGAGCGUCGCGCAGCCGAAGAUCGGGAGGCUCGAAAAGCCGAAGAUCGAGAAGCUCGAAAGGCUGAAGAUCGAGAGGCUCGAAAGGCCGAGCGGCAUCGCCUUCGCAAAGAAAGGGAAAGGGAGAAGGAGAGGGAGAGGGAGAUGGAGGAAGAGGCGCUGAGAGCAUCUAAGCGCCAGCGGCGUAGAUCCCAUCCAGAUCCAUUUGAGGAUGAAGCCGCCGAGCGACAGCGUAGACGUGAGGCAAGGCGUGCUGCAAAAGCUGCUGAGGAGGAAGCGGCGGCGGCGGCUGCAGCAGCAGCAUAUGACAGGCCGAGAAAAGCCAGCCGACGACAUACGGAGCCGGUGAUGGAUGACCACGUCUAUCCGGCCAAGGAACGUCGACGAGACGGCAAGAGAGCGCCGGUGACAACGUGGCCACACUCCGGGACGUCGUCCUGGGUCAAGGAGCAUUCGGACCCCCCUCCGCAUCUGGAUGAUGCCGGACAUACAACAGAUGCGGCGCCGUACAUGGAAGACGACGAGCUAGCCCGGCGCGAGGCCCGGCGCGCACGGCGGAAAGCCAAGUACGAAGAAGCGCCUGUGGAGGAUGCAGACGAGAGACGCCGCCGAGAGAGGCGAGAACGAAGAGAGCGAGAGAAGCGCAAUGGCGCAUCAGACGGAAGCGAUGAACGUCAUCGCAGUCGACGAGAAUCUGCAGCCGCUGAGCAUCAGCCUCGAAGCAGCUGGUGGCGAAGAUUUGGAUGA
Messenger RNA from Trichoderma breve, 9309 nucleotides. RefSeq lists its product as uncharacterized. Lineage: Eukaryota; Fungi; Ascomycota; Sordariomycetes; Hypocreales; Hypocreaceae. Bases 1 to 9309 code for a protein of 3102 amino acids. The record is from RefSeq and is a predicted model, not a curated record. The transcript is spliced from 3 exons.